Messenger RNA from Theobroma cacao (cacao), 577 nucleotides. RefSeq names its product peamaclein. NCBI's taxonomy places the organism in Eukaryota, Viridiplantae, Streptophyta, Magnoliopsida, Malvales, Malvaceae. The record is from RefSeq and is a predicted model, not a curated record.
UUCUUCACUAUAAAUACCCUCUCAGCUCUCACUCUCAGGCACCACUACACUUCACUACUGUCGCCUGAAACUGAUCACUUUACUUUUCUACAUAGUUAACCUGAGUCAAAUUCAAAGUUAAGAAAACAUAAAAAAUGAAGCUCUUGUUUGCAACUUUGCUGGUUUGCUCUCUUCUUCUGAGUUCUUCACUCUUGGAACCAGCCAUGGCUCAGCCUCUGUCACCGUUUUGCGUGGGCAAGUGCGACGCUAGGUGCAAGAAGGCAGCGGUGUGGGAUCGGUGCAUUAAGUACUGUGGGUUAUGCUGUGAGCAGUGCAAGUGCGUGCCUUCAGGAACUUAUGGAAACAAGCACGAGUGCCCUUGCUACAGGGACAAGAAGAGCAAGAAGGGCACGCCAAAGUGCCCUUGAAGUUCAAACAGGCCUUCAAUAUCUGUAAUUGAAUUAUCCGAAGUGAGCUCCAUAGCUAGAGCAAAAGAGUGAGAAAGAGAGAGAGAUGCGUUAACUUCCAGUAGUAAUUUGUACGGGAAGACAUAUAUGCAUGUGCUUAUAAUAAGAAAAUAUUUCUUGUUCCCCUUGAA